Molecule: messenger RNA, 924 nt
Organism: Magnusiomyces paraingens
Lineage: Eukaryota; Fungi; Ascomycota; Dipodascomycetes; Dipodascales; Dipodascaceae
Exons: 1
Coding region: 1-924 (307 amino acids)
Biological process (GO): heme oxidation
Molecular function (GO): heme oxygenase (decyclizing) activity
Source: RefSeq, a predicted model, not a curated record
AUGGCUUUUGAUCCCCAUGCAGGCUCUUACGAAAUUAAGAAGAAGUUCACCCAGGAAGAGGUGAUCCCAGCGCCAGACGAUAUUGGUGCACUGGCAAACCGUAUCAACAAAGCUACUCAUGCUAUCCACAAUAAAAUCAACAAUCUCAUUUCUCUGAAAAUGGUUUUUGCUCUACGCGACCCCAAAAUCUACAGACAAGGUAUCAUUGCCUUUUAUUAUGUUUUCCGCGAGUUUGAGCACAUAUGGGUUGAGUUUCUGGCACAAGAUCCUACAACCCUUACUGAAGAUCAGAGAGAAAUCCAGGAUAUUCUGCAACAAGUCUGGACACCUGCACUGGCCCGAACAGAAGCCCUGGAACUCGACCUGAGUUUCUAUUACCACACAGAGUCGGCGGAGGCCUUUGCUCAAAAGUACCAAAACCCGGUUAUGUCGGAACAGAUUUCCAUGCUUAAACACAUGAAAGAUGUCCUUCAUGAAAAACCCUACCUUAUUCUCGCCUAUGCACACACCCUCUACCUAGCACUCUUUGCAGGUGGCCGUAUCAUGCGCUCAUCCGUAGCUAAGUCAACAGGCCUUUUCCCAGUUGUUCCUGGCAAGACCCAAGAAGAAGUUUCUGCUAAUGGCACUCACCUUUUCAAGUUCCCAAUGGUUGAUGAUGAAGAUGCCCUGCGCCUCGACUUUAAGCGACGAUUUGAGCUUGCCACCCGCAACUCACUCUCUGAAGAACAAAAGCUGGAAAUUAUUGCAGAGUCAGAAGAAAUCUUCCGCAGAAAUAUUGCUGCUGUCGAUGAGGUCUCGCGCAAAAACCAACGUGCUAUUGUCCAAAAGUUUGGUUACAAGGCUACAAAAUUCUUUUCCAUCAUUCUUAUCAUUGUUUCGAUAUUCCUUUUAUUCCUUCAAAUGAGAAAGUUUUUCAAUUUUUAA